Molecule: messenger RNA, 2440 nt
Organism: Scylla paramamosain (green mud crab)
Lineage: Eukaryota; Metazoa; Arthropoda; Malacostraca; Decapoda; Portunidae
Product: cytochrome P450 2L1-like
Exons: 11
Coding region: 205-1683 (492 amino acids)
Biological process (GO): xenobiotic metabolic process
Cellular component (GO): intracellular membrane-bounded organelle; cytoplasm
Molecular function (GO): iron ion binding; oxidoreductase activity, acting on paired donors, with incorporation or reduction of molecular oxygen, reduced flavin or flavoprotein as one donor, and incorporation of one atom of oxygen; heme binding
Source: RefSeq, a predicted model, not a curated record
AUGCAGGAACUCUCUCAGUUCUUUUCCUGUACUGAGACUGAAUACUUGACUGGUCGAUACGUGAGGGAGGUGGAGGAGGAGCGUCUAGUUACAGGUAUACAUUAGAGUGAAAAAAAAAAAGAAGCCUUACUCACAGCAUUACCAGUGUUUUUGUCCCCUUUUCAUUACAGAACACAAGACAACCAUCGGUGGCAAGCCACGAAGAUGCUUGUGGAGCUGCUUCUGUUCGCUGUGCUGGUGUUCCUGUUGUGGAAGACCUUCAGGAAACCCCCCGGACUGCCUCCAGGCAGGUGGGGGCUUCCUCUAGUGGGCUACAUACCCUGGACCAGUAAGAGCUUUGAGGAGCAGGUGAUGGACCUCCACGAGCAGUAUGGAGACAUCUUCCUGUGGAGGAUGGGGACUCAGUUGAUGAUGUUUCUGAAGGACUACAAGCUGGUGAAGGAGGCUUACUCCAGAUUCGACUUUAUAGACAGACCAAACUGGGAAACCUUUAAGACCUUCGAGGAAACUCCCCACGGAGUCGCAACGAGUAAUGGUCUUCUUUGGCACAACAACCGGAGAUUUACGCUGCGGCAGCUGCGUGACCUUGGCAUGGGCAAGUCCUCCAUGGUGGGGGCGGUGCAGCACCAAGGCCUCAAGCUGCGCGAGACUAUCGCCGAGAAGGCUGGCACACCCGGAAUGAUUCCCCAUCAGCUUCACGUGACUGUGCUCAACGUGAUCUGGCACAUGGUGGCAAGCAGACAGUUCGAUGCAGAAGACAAAAUGCUGCAAGAAUUCUUAAAACUUAUGGAAGACUUCGUGUUGAUUUCUAACCGACUGGCCAUCAAGGACUUCCUGCCGUGGCUGGAAAAUAUCAUGCCGGAUUUCCUCUUUAAACGCCUCAUAAAGUAUCAUGGAACCAAGGAUUUGAAGGACAAGUUCAUUCGAUAUUUUACCGAUGAGAUCGAGGAGCACAAGGCCACUUUGGAUCCAGACAACCCGCGGGAUCUCAUUGAUAGCUACCUGCUGGAGAUGGAGGCCAAGAAAGAUGAUCCGGAGACAACCUGCAGCGAGUGGGAUUUGAUUUUUUUAAUGUUUGACAUGUUCUUCGCGGGAAGCGAGACCACCGUCAACACCUUCACGUGGCUGUGCUGCUACCUGGCCGCACAUCCGCAGGUUCAGGGCAAGAUGCAUACUGAGAUUGACGAAGUGCUUCCCAAUGGAGCUCUGCCCACAUUGGCGGAGAAGCCUAGGAUGCCGUACACAGAGGCAGUGAUCAACGAAGUGAUGAGGGUUUGUUCACUAGUAAACUUCGGAUUGCAGCACAUGGCCGCCAGUGACACGCAGCUCGGGGGCUACACCAUUCCCAAGGGAGCGGUCGUGAACGCUACUGUCACGUCAAUCCACUAUGACUGUCGCUACUGGGAUCGACCCAGGGAAUUCAAGCCAGAACGUUGGCUGGAUAAGAACGGCAAAUUCUUCAUACCCAAGGAGGGAUUCCUGCCCUUCGGUUUAGGAAAAAGAGUGUGUGUUGGGGAAAGUCUGGCCCGCAUGGAGCUGUUCAUCCUCACCACCAUGGUCUUUCAAAGCUUCUCCAUCGCUCCUCCGCCAGGCAAGUCCGUCAACUUGACACCUGAUUUGAGCGGUUUCUUCUUCCGCAAGGCAAUGCCCAAUGAGUUCGUCUUCACCGCCAGGGAACAGUAAUUGUGGCUAAGGUUAUCACCAGCUUCUCAGUCAAGUAUGUCAUCAGGACAACAGAUAUCCCUCAUUUCUUUACUUAUUUGUACUAGUUUCCAUAGGCAGAUCCGGUUGGUGUAAUUUAGUGUCUGUCUGCCCUGGCUAUAUAUUGUAACCUACCACAGUACUCCAUUCGUUCAGCUUCACUGUCCACUUAAUCAGUUGUUUUCACUUUUGUCCACGGAGGUGACAAAACUCUAUUGUUUGUCCAACAUUGGAACUGGAGGAACAUAAGUAGGGUGUUGGUGCAGUGUCCUUUAGCAGCAGAAUUUCCAACCUGUUAGAUGACAGGAUUACUGUCAAGUUGAGCUAUCUGAUUGAAAUGUUGUGAACUGACGUCUCAUUGAACAUUAUGUAACUUUUACAAUACAUUUCCAUUUAUUUACGUGUUAAUCUUAUGGCGUCUGCCGAGCAGAUACUACAUUUCGGAAAAUGAGUUACAAUCACUGAGUCGGCUUUGAUUCCUUUGAAGUUUUUUGUGUGAUUAUUGUAAGAACUCUUUCCAUAAGGAUGUACUCGUCGUGGUGUAGCAGGCAGUGGGAGCAAGGUGCUGUGGAAGUCUCUCAGAGCAUCUCUUGGACAUGUGGCACUUAUGUCGCCUCAAGCCAGCUCGAUGUUCGGUUACAUGUAGCAUCAACCUAAGGAACAUCCAGAACACUCUCAGGUCAUUGAAAUACUGAGCUGUUGAUCUGGAAGCUGAAAUAAAUCUGAGCUUCGCGAGAAA